UACAGAAAAAUCAAACAGCCUUGCGAUAAUUGCACGCUGCAAUUCCAGACCCUCUCGAGUCUAAUCCCACAUACAGAAUAUACACCCUAUCCUCAUGGCUGCUCUCGGUUUACGUUCUCCCCCACCGCCUCGCUCUGAGGCUGCGUCCCCUCGACCGCGGCCUGCUUUUGACUGCGAGCUUCUUCGCGCAUACAUGAAGAAGCUGCUAUCGACUACACUCCAACAUGCUGCGUGGUCAGGCGAACGUGAUCAGAUAAAGGCGUGGAUGAAGGAAAUAGGAGAACGCGUGAAGGAGAGGAUGGUCGAGAUUCAGCCAAACAAUUUCAAGUACAUUGUGCUGGUUCAGAUCAGCGAAAAUCUGGGUCAAGGUGGACGAGCUGAGAUGGUGUCUCACUGGGAAGACAGCGAUGUCUGCGUAAACGAGUUAUUUUGGAACGAUUCUCUUAUCUGCACCUGCAUCGCUCUAGCAGUCCGAACAGGCUGA
Serpula lacrymans var. lacrymans S7.9 is the source of this 484-nucleotide messenger RNA. RefSeq lists its product as uncharacterized. Bases 95 to 484 code for a protein of 129 amino acids. The transcript is spliced from 4 exons. The record is from RefSeq and is a predicted model, not a curated record. Lineage: Eukaryota; Fungi; Basidiomycota; Agaricomycetes; Boletales; Serpulaceae.